CGGAACCAAAGGGGGAGGCGGCUCAUUCUCAGCGGCUGGCGCUCUCGACGACGACGGCAGCAGCAGCAUGAGCGGGCCGGAGAGUGGCGGGGGGCCGGGGCUGCCGCCGCUGCCCAAGAGCCUGAGCGGGCUGCUAAACUCCUCCUCGGGCGGCGGCGGCGGGCGCUGGCGGGACCUGGAGCGGCUCUAUGCGCAGAAAUCCCGCAUCCAGGACGAGUUGAGCCGGGGGCGGGCGAGCAGCGUCGGCCGAGGCUCUCCCCGGCCGCCCAACCUGGACGCGGCGCUGGCCCUGCUCCGCAAGGAGAUGGUUGGCCUUCGGCAGCUGGAUAUGUCAUUGCUAUGUCAACUGUACUCUCUUUAUGAAUCAAUACAAGAAUACAAAGGGGCAUGCCAAGCUGUAUCUAGUGCAGACUGCACAUAUGCUUUGGAAAAUGGCUUUUUUGAUGAAGAGGAGGACUAUUUCUAGGAACAACACAGCAGGGACAAAAGUGCAUGGAUCAGUCUUUCACUCUGUGUAACUCCCAUUUCCAAGAAAGAUUGGAGGCUGGAAUCUAUCUAGACAUCUCUUCUUGGGGGGUACACCCCCGCUACCUUACCUGUUGUUAAACUCAUUUAUUUCUGGCAGACUGUCAAUACAAGUUACACAUGCAUAAGCUACUUCUGGAAAGUGAUGCGCUACGUGUUUUGAGGAGUCCUCCAACAUGUUUGACAGGUGGUAUCAUUUUUAAUUUGCAGGCUGGGUGUUUCCAACCUACUGAUUUUUGGCAAGUAACUUACAGCUAUAAUUUUGAUCAAACAAGAGGGUGAUAACAUCCUGAGUAUUCUAAUAACUCUUUCAUAAUUGUGGUGUGAGUAACUAUGGAUGGUAUGCGUUUGUCAACAGUACAGAUAAAUACUGUUUGAAGAAAUGAUUUGAUACACACAUUCCAAGCUGUACUAAGCUAGUCUGCUCUUAUCAGCCAUGUCACUUAACUCCAGUUCUGCACUGGGUGGAUUGUUUACACAAUUUCUCAGAUAUUUAUCUUUCACCCUCUCUACAUAAAACCAUAUUUUGCCAUGUUCUUUUCUUCCUAGCCCAAAAGCUACAUGUAUGCUAGUGAAUGUUAUCAGUACCCUUUUUUUCCUGCUGAUCUAAUUUACUUUCUUAGUGCUACCAAGGGGCAAUAACUUUUACAUUGACUUCUAGAGCUGUCUUGCAUAAACAUAGUUCUGUGACUGCUAACAUCUGUUUCAAAAUGGUUUACUCAGCUUUUACGGUAUUGAAUAGUAAAAGCAUAGGUUCAGUCAGUCUGUCAGCCACUGUGUGGCUUGUAAUAAGCCAAACUCUUACGCAAGUGUUUUCAAUCGCAUGAAGAUGAAGUAUCAGGAAACCUUUAAUACAAGAUACUGGGACAAACUGCAAUAUUUUGUACUGGGUGAACUUUGUUUCUGGAAGGUAACCUUCAACUUUAAAAAAAAAAAAAAAAAAAAAAAAAAAACACCCUACAAAAUAAGUAUAUUGGGAGUAUAGUUUGCAUGUGUUAACACUUUUGAUACUACCAUAUUUGCUUAGAACUAAGCUUGAAGUAUAUAUUUUUUGUUUUGUUUUCAGAGCUUUUUAAAGCAUUAAACUAAGUUUAUUACGAUUUAAAAGUGCAAGUGUGUGUGUGCGCAUGUGUGUAAUAUUGAAUGUGUUCAACAUGUAUCUGGGAGUAACCAGCUCUUUGCACCAUUUUUAAGUAAAACGGCAGUUUUCAACAUGGCUAAUUCCCUUUAAAUUUAGAAAUUUAAAAACUGCUGUAAAAUUCUGACAUCAGACUUUGAUACAGUCUAAUAAUUUGGACUGCCUUGAGAAGAAAGGUUGAGAACAACUAAUACAUCUUGGACAAUUUAAGUAGCUUAUAUAUUAUAAACUUUAUAGUUUCCAUCAGUGAAAGGACUAAGCUGCAGGAAUCAGUGGUUUAUUAAGGUGUUUACUUGGCUAUCUCAAAUUACACUUUUAGAGAAGCUGUCCUGAAUUUAGGGUUUGUAAAAUGCUUACCUUGGAAUACCACACUUCACUAGCUAUGCUGAAGGCUGGUUGUAAAGGAAAAUGACAUUGUACACUUAGAGCAGUAUACAGUGUCUUAAAGCAAUUAUUGUAGAUGUUGUAUCUGUGAGCCUCCAUAAGACAAAUACCCACAUUGUAGCUACAUUUUUGACCUCUGAACUAAGUCUUGUGUUGCGUCAGUAUAGAGAUGCCUUAACUCGCUGCAGUUUCUGUUUUAAAAACAGAGUGACCUUAAGGGCUUAUUCUUCAAAGGGUGUUUGGUUCAUGUGUCUGGCACACAUUCAACUUACACCCAGAAUCACAGAUCCAAUUCUGCAGGUAGUUCCCUACUUAACUGUCAGCAAAAGCUAGUAUUAUAUAAUGUGUUGCAUUGACAUAAGUGAAGAUAGUUUAGGUUGCUAUUUGUGUGUAUUCUCCUUUUAAACUGUGAUAGUAAUGGAAUCUAAACUCAACAAAAGUAGAGCUGCUGUAUAGGAAAAAGCUAUUUCAUGUGCAGUAAUUUGUAUUUUUCUCUUUAAAUGUGUACUACAGCGUGCUUACAUUUAAAAAGAAAAUCAUUUCUGACCUAAUUCACUCAGUAAGGCAUAAGUGAAAAAUGAAAGAAUGGAGUUCUAUAAGUUUCAUAUAGCAAACUUAGUAAUCAAAAAGACAACUUCUGUAUUUAGACAAUUUUAAUGUUUGUGUGUAUAUUCAGCAAUUGUACCCUUUUCACCAUGGUUAGUCUUCCAAAUGUAUUAAAUGUAAUAAUUUGGAUACAACUUGCUAUAUUAUUGGCAUUAAAAAAGCUUGUCCUAUUCUAUUUACAUCCCCCUCUUCUCCUGACCCAUUCCAAAAAAUAAAAAUGUGUGUGGCAUAAAAUGUAAAGUUG
Malaclemys terrapin pileata is the source of this 2897-nucleotide messenger RNA. It is a transcript of the gene FAM89A, whose product is annotated as family with sequence similarity 89 member A. The transcript has 2 exons. The record is from RefSeq and is a predicted model, not a curated record. Bases 68 to 466 code for a protein of 132 amino acids. Lineage: Eukaryota; Metazoa; Chordata; Testudines; Emydidae.